Molecule: messenger RNA, 844 nt
Organism: Aspergillus alliaceus
Lineage: Eukaryota; Fungi; Ascomycota; Eurotiomycetes; Eurotiales; Aspergillaceae
Product: seipin co-factor family protein
Exons: 1
Coding region: 267-791 (174 amino acids)
Source: RefSeq, a predicted model, not a curated record
GGGGAAAACAGCUUCUAGAGAGAAGACUAGAAGAAGCCAAGAAAAUACCUUCCAAAACUCACUUACCAUAAUGAAAUGUAUCGUAUCGUCACUCUCACCCCACAGUCCGGUAAUACCAUAUCAUCCUAAAUGCCUCGGUAUCAAUUACUCUCCUCUCCCUAAAUCUUCAAUAAUAAUGACGCCCAACUAAUAACUUAACAACCUCCCAAUCUCCCUAAACAAAAACCCUAAACCCAACCGCCAUAAGACACCCAAACAAAUCUACCAUGACCGAAAAGCCUCCCGCCCUCCCCCAAUUCAAACCCCCCGACUCCCCUGAAACAACAACAACCCUCCUCACACCUCCCCCCGAAGAAUCAGCCGAAACCGCCCCCCAAACCUCCCAAAAAACCAUACCCUCAACCGAAGCCCCCAAAAUCGACCCCGACAAUGUCGUCCAAGACGUGAAAACCUUCCCCGACGACCUCCUCAUCGCCCGGACCAGAACCGCGCUCGCCGACCUCCUCGAGUUCUACCACUCCCACCCCAUCCUGGCCACGUUCCUCCUUGCCCAGGCCGUGUGCUCAUGCGUGCCGAUCGGGUUAUUCGUACUCGGGGCUGUGGUUUCUGCAUCGGUGGCUGUGGUGGUGUUUUCUUGUGUGGCGGGAUUGGUGCUCGUGCCGGUGCUUGUUGGGACGAGCUUUUUGGGGAUUUGCCUUUGGGGGUGGGGGUGGGUUGGUUUUGUGAUUGGGAGGUGGGUUUUGGGGGGUUUGCUUAGAAAAGCUGGGGAUGGGGAGAGGUUUGAAUUUUGAGUAGAUGUUUAUGGGUCUGUUUCUUGUUGGAUGGUUUAGGGGAGGGAUUUAGG